Messenger RNA from Thalassophryne amazonica, 3041 nucleotides. RefSeq names its product carcinoembryonic antigen-related cell adhesion molecule 1-like. The record is from RefSeq and is a predicted model, not a curated record. NCBI's taxonomy places the organism in Eukaryota, Metazoa, Chordata, Actinopteri, Batrachoidiformes, Batrachoididae. The transcript has 11 exons. The coding region runs from base 184 to 1893 and encodes 569 amino acids.
GUAACAGAGCUUUUGUCAUCAAUUUAAAGCUGUAAUCUGUAAACACUGUUAUCUUUAUGACACAACAGCGCUAUUUUUUUCUCUCUCUUUGUACAUUUCCUUUGACGUGAGACACAUAAUAACAGCCGGUGGAUGAUGACGUUUAUUAAAAGCUCUCAGAGUUUGAACACAGAACUUUAGCUGAUGGAUACUUUACUUUUUCUUUGUCUUCUCUCUGUGGCUUUUACUGGUUUGACCAAAGCAGUCGGAAUACUGCCAGAUGAUCCUCUGACUGCAGCUGUGGGAGACACAGUGACGUUCAGCACAACACUGAAUCCAUCACAGACACAGAUUACAUACAUCAACUGGAUAAAGGAUUCUACAUCUGUAGUAACAUACAGUGAGGGAGGAACCAUUCCAGGUCCAGAUUAUAGAGACAGAAUCACCCUCUCUCCAAACAGUGCAGCUCUGGAGCUCAGGAGUGUGACUUUGAAGGACAGUGGAGUUUAUAAAAUUGACAUAGAAAACAAUGGAACACGGCAUGUAGACAAUAGAACAUUGGAUGUUUACGUCCGAGUGUCUGAUGUCGUGGCUGUUUCAAACGCCACACAGCUGGUGGAGUUCAGCAGCUCCGUCAGUCUGACCUGCACCUCCUCUGGCUCCGCCCUCUCUUUCCUCUGGCUGAACGUCACCUCAGAGGUCACAGACAGUGACAGAGUUCAGAUCACUGAUGGAGGGUCCACUCUCAUCAUCACCACUGUGACCCGCUACGACCACGGACCGUUCACGUGUCACGUGUCCAAUCCUGUCAGUAACGGCUCCAGCAAUCAACUAAAUUUGUCCAUCAGCUAUCCAUUUGGCCCAGACAAUGUUACAUUGACAGUUUUUCCACGCGAGCUAUACCAUUUGGAAGGAUCAGAUGUCAUCUUGUCCUGUGUGGCUGAUUCCAAGCCAGCUGCCCAGUUUGACUGGUAUCUGAAUGGAGAGAAACUGUUUCAUUCUGGACCAGACCUCAGACUGAAUAACAUCCAGCAGAAUCAGACUGGAAACUACAGCUGUCGGGCCUUCAAUGAACAAACUCUGAUAGAUCAAACAUCUCCAGCUUCAGCCAUCCAUGUCUUAGAGAAAAUAUCAGGUGCUUCAAUCAAAGCAUCAGAAAACCUGCUGGAGGGGAAGUCAGUCAACCUGAGCUGUGAGGGUGUUGGCUCCAUCUUUAGCAGAACGUGGCUGAAGGACGGCUCACCUCUGAUCCUGGAUAAAAACAUGUCACUUCAUAAAGAGGACAGAGUGUUACACUUUCAACAUCUGCAGAAAACCAACAAUGGAGAAUAUUCCUGCACUCUCAGCAACCCCAUCAGCCAUGAAAAAGCUACAUACACCAUGAUCAUUAACUAUGGACCACUGAAUGUCAUCAUCAAAGGACCAAGUGAUGUAAAAGAGAAAGAGGACGUUGUGUUAAUCUGCUCUGCUGAUUCCACACCGUGUGUGACUUACACCUGGAUGCUGAAUGGGACGCAGAUUCUUACCAAUUUCAAUGUGUUCACUAUAGCCAAGGCUGACCUUAAUCACAGUGGGAACUACAUCUGUCAAGCAAGAAAUCCUCUCACACAGAACACAGUGUCUGCUCAGCACAGACUGACUGUGACAGCUUUGCCAGAAGAUCCACCUGCAUCACUUUCACCUGGUGCCAUUGCCGGAAUAACAGUCGCAUGUUUAGCUGUUGCUGGACUAGUUGCUGGUGUGGGAUUCUACAUUUUUUUAAAAAUUGGUUCUUCUAAGGGAAGUACUUCUGAAAACACAAGACAUGACGGAAUGGACAGCAUCGCCUAUGAAGACAUAGGUCCUUCUAAAGGAAGAAUUUAUGAAAACACAAGACAUGGUGGAAUGGACAGCAGAACCUAUGAAGAGAUGUAAAGUCUUCUUUUCCUUACUCACCCCAUAUAUCCCAGUUAAGUGUUCCUCCAAAACUCUGGGUAAAAUAAGUAUUGAACCUAUCACCAUUUUUCGCAGUAAGUAUAUUUCUAAAGGUGGUAUUGUCGUGAAAUUUUCACCAGAUGUUGGUAACAACUCAAUUAAUCCACACAUACAAAGAAAUCAAACCAUAGAUCUUCAUAAAUUAAGUUAGGCGCAAUAAUGUGAAAUAACAUAGGGAAAAGGUACUGAACACCUGAAGGAAGGGAGGUGCAAAAAGACAUGGAAAGCCAAGACACCAGCUGAAAUCUAUCAGUAAUUAAAAACCAAUCCUGCCCCUUGUCAGUGAAAAUUUAUAUCAGAUGGUUCAGUCCCAAGUGACAGUCAAUAAAAAGGCAUCUCAUUACCAUGGUGUCACACAAGUAACUUCCCAUGAUGGGUAAAAGCAAAGAGUUUUCUCAAGAUCUUUGCAAACUUAUUGUUGCAAAACAUGCUGAUGGCAUUGGUUACAGAAGGAUUUCUAUACUUCUGAAUGUUCCAGUGAGAGAACAUCAUUUCACCAUAAGUCAGACCCAACCAGGUGCUCCGCACAAAAUGUCUGACAGAGGAGUGAAAAGAAUUAUCAGAGGAGUUGUCCAAGAGACAAAGACCACUUGUAGAGAGGUUCAGAAAGACCUGGAAUAAACAGGUACAACUUUUUCCAAGAAAACAUUAAGUAAUGCACUCAACUGUCAUGACCUGUAUGCACGCUAACCACACAAGACGCCUUUACCAAAGAAAAACCAUGUUGGAGCUUGUUUAAUGUUUGCAGCACAGCAUUUAGACAAGCAUGUGAAAUACUGGGAGAAUAUAGUCUGGUCAGAUGAGACCAAAAUACAAUUAUUUGGAUGCCAUAAUACACACCAUGUUUGGAAGUCAAAUGGCACUGCACAUCACCCCAAAAACACCAUACCGACCGUGAAGUUUCAAGGUGGGAAGAUCAUGGUGUGCGGCUGUUUUUCAGCAUACAACACUGGCAAACUUCAUAUAAUAGAAGGAAGGAUGAAUGGAAAAAUGUACCAAGACAUUCUUAAUAAAAAUCUGCUACUGUCUACCAGGAUGAUGAAGAUGAAAUGAGGGUGGGCAUUUCAGUAAGACAAUGAUCCCAAACC